UCGGUCAGAUAUUUUGUUGGAAACUGAAAAGAACAAAAUGCCCAGCACCCCGACAAGGAUCUGAAGGGCUUAGAUCCUUCACAUCCUUUUAAAAAUCGCUUGCCGCCAAGAUGUCAGUACACACUUCGCAUAGCAGACACAACGUCGGUAGCCUGGAGGUUUCUUCUUCACAGAAGAUUUCAGCAUCCAGUGGCCUCGUCCACAGCAGCCGGCUGGAACUGCACUUGAAGGCAGAUAUGUCAGAGUGUGAGAAUCAUGAUCCAUUAGUGAAUGCUGGAAGUAAAACCAUCGACAUAAAUAGCACUUAUGUUAUCUCUGCCUGUAAAAAAACAAGAGAGACUCCUGUUACCUCUGACCCCGGGAGACUGACCCUUCAGAGAAGGGCUACUUGUGGGAACAAAGAAUCGUCUUUACUUGGUAGUGAGUUGGGAGACACCACCAGAAGAACAGCAGACACAAGUCUGAGGUUACAACGGCGGCACGAUAGAGCGGAUUAUGUGGGAAAGUGGGAGACACUGGACCCUGUGGGAGGUAACCCAGGAAGUAACUCUACCUCGCAGGCAGCGAGGACAGAAGCAGCAAAGCGUGUAAAUAAUGAUACCCGUGUCCUGUCGUCUGCAGUCUCCGUGAAAGACUCCAACGACACCGGGUUGACGAGAUGCAAAGACCCAUGUCCUACCUCUAAUGAAAAGGUGACAGUUAGGGACACAAACAGUAGAGCGCCUGUGGGUUCCCAGUGUCAGACUGAAGCUAUGAGAUCAGGACACUUAGUGGUGCAACAGACCGAGAGCAAGUCUGAUACCCCAGUGUCGGGAGGAAGACACUCACACCGUGGAAAUGCUGGCAAGGACACUGCUAAACAAGUCGGUACAUUUGGGAGCUCAGAUACAAGAACCCCAGUGAAAUGUGUUUUAGAACACAGAUGGACACCAAGGCAUGACCCGCCUCCACCAAAAAGCCCAGCUUUAUCCACACCGAAAAACAAUGGGAAGGACAUCCCGAAACAUGGCAGUACAUUCAGAAGUGCAAGCUCAGAAUCGAGGACCCCGGUAAAAUGUGUCCCAGAACACAGAUGGACACCAAGGCAUGACCUGCCUCCACCAAAAAGCCCAGCUUUAUCAACACUGAAAAACAGGAUUGCAAGCCCUCGAGUUAAACCAAGGCCCAAAAGUUCUCUUCUUGCAAAUAAAAGGGAAAGCGCACAAGAAAGCACGCUCCCUCCAGAAGACAAAAGUAUAGUUCAGAAGACCUUUACAGAACCAGACUCCUUAAAAGUCGAGAACAGUCAGGUGACCGUGGCGGUGCGCGUGAGGCCUUUCAGCAAAAGAGAGAAGACUGAGAAAGCAUCCCAGGUUGUCUUCACCAAUGGGGAAGAAAUAACUGUGGAACAUCCCGAUAUGAAACAAGUUUACUCUUUUAUUUACGAUGUUUCCUUUUGGUCUUUUGAUGAAUGUCACCCUGGCUAUGCCAGCCAGACAACUGUAUAUGAGACACUGGCUGCACCACUCCUGGACAGAGCUUUUGAAGGCUAUAACACCUGUCUCUUUGCUUAUGGCCAGACUGGCUCUGGAAAGUCCUAUACGAUGAUGGGGCUUAAUGAAGAACCAGGAAUAAUUCCCAGAUUCUGUGAAGAUCUCUUUGCUCAAAUAGCCAAAAAACAAACCUCAGAGGUCAGCUACCAUCUUGAAAUGAGCUUCUUUGAAGUUUAUAAUGAAAAAAUUCAUGAUCUUCUGGUUUGUAAAGGUGAAAAUGGGCAGAGGAAACAACCACUGCGCGUGAGGGAGCACCCUGUUUCUGGACCGUAUGUUGAAGGUCUGUCAAUGAAUGUUGUGAGUUCUUACUCUGAUAUUCAGAGCUGGCUGGAACUGGGAAAUAAACAGAGAGCCACGGCGGCCACCGGCAUGAACGAUAAAAGCUCCCGGUCUCAUUCUGUGUUCACCCUGGUGAUGACGCAGACCAAGACAGAGGUGGUGGAGGGGGAGGAACAUGACCACAGGAUCACGAGCCGCAUCAACCUCAUCGACCUGGCCGGCAGUGAGCGCUGCUCCACCGCCCACUCGAGUGGGGAGCGACUGAAGGAAGGUGUGAGCAUUAACAAGUCCUUGCUGACUUUGGGGAAGGUCAUAUCUGCACUCUCCGAGCAAGCAAACGGAAAGAGGGUUUUUAUUCCAUAUCGGGAAUCCACUCUUACAUGGCUAUUAAAAGAAAGCCUGGGUGGAAAUUCAAAAACAGCCAUGAUUGCUACUGUCAGUCCUGCUGCCAGCAACAUAGAGGAAACGCUGAGCACACUCAGAUAUGCCACCCAAGCCCGCCUGAUAGUCAAUAUCGCCAAAGUCAACGAGGACAUGAAUGCAAAGUUGAUCAGAGAGUUGAAAGCAGAAAUUGAAAAGUUAAAAGCUGCCCAGAGAAGCAGUCGGAACAUUGACCCUGAACGGUACCGACUCUGUCGGCAAGAGAUAACGUCCUUAAGGAUGAAGCUGCAUCAGCAGGAGAGAGACAUGGCAGAGAUUCAGAGAGUAUGGAAGGAAAAGUUUGAACAGGCUGAAAAAAGAAAACUUCAAGAGACAAAGGAGUUACAGAAAGCGGGAGUUACAUUUCAAAUGGACAACCACUUGCCAAACCUUGUCAAUCUCAAUGAAGACCCACAGCUGUCGGAGAUGCUGCUCUACAUGGUAAAGGAGGGAGUAACCACAGUUGGAAAGCACACACCAAGCUCAAGCCACGAUAUCCAGUUGUCUGGAGUGCUGAUUGCCGAUGAUCACUGUACUAUCAGAAAUUUUGGAGGAACAGUGAGUAUUGUCCCAGCUGGAGAAGCAAAGACAUACGUAAACGGGACGCACAUCUCAGAGCCCACAGUGUUACAUCAUGGUGAUCGGGUGGUUCUUGGUGGAGAUCAUUAUUUUAGAUUUAAUCAUCCAGUUGAAGUCCAGAAAGGAAAAAAACUGUCAAGUAGAAAUAAUCUCACAACAAGCGAAGGCCCAAAAGAUUUUGAGUUUGCCAAAAAUGAGUUACUUACAGCACAGAGUUCUCGGCUUGAGGCAGAAAUUAAAGAUGCGCAGCUGAAGGCGAAGGAAGAAAUGAUGCAAGGAAUUCAAAUCGCAAAGGAGAUGGCCCAGCAAGAACUUUCUUCCCAAAAAGCUGCGUAUGAGCGCAAAAUCCAGGCCCUAGAGGCGGAGCUGAGGGAAGAGUCUCAAAGGAAGAGAUUGGAGGAAUUAAAUAACCAAAAAGCUAGUCACAAGAUUGAGGAAUUGGAAAGGGCGAAGCAGCAUCUUGAACAGGAAGUAUAUGUGAACAAAAGGCGACUGGAGAUGGAGACCCUGGCCACAAAGCAGGCCUUAGAAGACCAUAGAAUCCGACAUGCGAGGAUCUUAGAAGCUUUAGAAAUUGAAAAGCAAAAGAUCGCUGAAGAAGUACAGAUGCUUCAGGAGAAUCGGGGAAACAGGGAUAAAACUUUCACCAUUCAGCCAAACUGGAACUCCAUGAAACUCUCCACGAUGAUUCAGGAAGCCAAUGCCAUCAGUGACAAAUUUAAAAAGUGCUAUAUUUUUGGCAGACAUGAUGCAUCAGACAAAAGCCGUUCUGAUACCUCUGUUCGAGUUCGUAACCUCCAGCUUGGGAUCUCAACUUUCUGGAGCCUGGAAAAGUUUGAAUCUAAACUUGCAGCAAUGAAAGAGCUUUAUGAGAGUGACGGUGGUAACAGGGGUGAGGAUGUCUUCUGUGACCCUGCAGAUGAGUGGGAGCCCGACAUUACAAGCACACCAGUUUCUUCCCUUUCCAGAAGGAGGAGCAGAAGUUUGAUGAAGAACAGGAGAGUCUCUGGCUGUCUGCAUGACAUCCAUCCAAUUCAGAGUAUGCAGUCCUCACACUCAUCUGGAUUAAUGGAAAAACCAAGCACCAUUUACUCAAAUUCAUCAGAGUCCUUUCUUCCUGGGAUUUGCAAAGAAUUGAUUGGCUCAUCAAUAGAUUUCCUCGGACAGAGUUUCCAUGAAGAGAAAACUAUAGCAGAUAGCCUGAUAAAUAAUCUCCUUAGGCUUCAUAGUGGGGUGAUUGCCAUCUCCAAAGCCCAUGAAGAGCAGGAUGAAGAAAGUCAAGAUAAUCUGUUCUCUGACCGGGCGGCACAGGCUCUUACCAUCCAGGUUGCUUGUGCCUUUGGGCAGCUUGUGGUUUUGUUCAAACACUGGCUGGGUGAUUUUCUACCUUGUACUGGCUCAGCGAGGCUUGAAGAUGAAUUGAGACAAGAUAUUAAAAAACUCGGAGGCUAUUUGCAAUUGUUUUUGCAGGGAUGCUGUUCGGAUAUUUCAUCGAUGGUAAAAGAGGCUCAAAACAAAGUCAUGGAGAUUAUGCAGCAGGCUGUUCAGUGUGUGGGUCAGCUAGCCGUUCUGAAAGGGAGCAAGCUCUGUGUUCUGGAAAACAGCAACAAAGUCUCCAGUGCCCAGGAGUUUUUGGCUGCUCUCCAGGAUGGUGUGACCUCGGGGAUGAAGAGUCUCUUAGACUCUGGGCUGGAGACCGCACAGGACCUCAGGCAGGACCUCUCCAGGCAGAGUGCACAAGAGGAGGUCACUAAGCAGAUGAAAGCCAGUACUGUGGAGUGGGUCGGGUCUCUGGAAAAUGCCGUCGCUGAAUGGAGGACGAAAAGCUUCAGAACUCAAGUACAAGAAGGUUCUAGACAACAAAUUUCCAAGCUGUUAAGCCUUGCGUCAGAAUUCUUGAAGCUGAAGUCGUGCUUGCAACAAACCGUUGAGAUGAUUGUAUCUGCGCUGAGAGGGUGCCCCAGUGACUUGCACUGUCUCAGAAGCUGCAUCAAGACUAUCUGCAGCCUGACUCGCAAGCUUCACAGUGACUUCAGCGCACUCUCUGCCUCUGCUGGCAGCAGCGGAAAUGAACUGCCUCGUGCUGACUGUGAGGAACUAGAGUCUCUAGCUAAGUCACUCCUCCUAUGUUUUGAAUGUGGAGAAAGCCCUGGUUUGUCGAAACCCUGGGAGUCUUGUUCUUCGAAUAGCAAGGAAGAGCAGUGCAAGUCAGACAGGGCUGACUGCGGGAAAAGCGAGCCAAGACACGUCUGUGAACCCCACGGAGACGCAACCCCAGCAGUGUCCUCUGGGGACUGCACCCACAAUAGGAUUCAGUGGGUGUGAAACCAUUGUGCAGGCACUUGGUGACCGUCCAUGACCAAAAAGGACACUUGGUGUCACUUUUCCUCGUGCAGGAGAACAUAAAAAGAGAGGAGUGUAAAUAUUCCAAGUCCGUGCCUGUGUGUGGCCUCUCACUGGGUGUAGAAAGAGCUAACAGUGCGGAGUUCUGGCUUCAGAAUGCCUCUGUGUGUGCUCAGAAUUCUAUAAGCAGAUGAGUUUUAAACAAAGAAUAUUGUUUAAAAAUGUUGAAAUAUUGGCAUCAGAAUGAAAUUAAGGUAUCAGGACCAAGUGAGUGACUGUGGCCCUAGUUUCUCAUCUUAAUUUUUUUUUAUUGGUUAUUUUAUUUAUUUGCAUUUCAAAUGUUAUCCCCCUUCCCAAUUUCCCCUCCACAAGCCUCCUAACCCCUCCCCCUCCCCCCUGCUUCUAUGAGGGUGGUCCCCCACCCACCCACCCACUCCCACCUCACCACCCUGGUGCUGUCUAGCUGGUUCAUUGGUCUGUUUGUAGAUAGUUAUUUUCUCCUGAAUGGAAAUCUAAACAGUUUGUUACUUUGGGCCUGUGCAUUCUCUCCCCCAAAUAUAGCAUAUGGAUUAAGUUUAUGUGAAAUUAUCAGCACAGGUUUAACCAAGGUAGCUGACUAAAACUACAGCUCUUUGUCCAAGGAUCAACUGUUUGCCAUCUUCAAUAAUAUAUAUGUGUGAUUUGUUUCUUUUCAAACUGUACAUAAAAAGAUAAUAUAAUUGCAUAUUAAUAAUAUGACCAGAUAGCAUCAUAGCUUACUGUGUUUUCUGUGUUCCACAGUGGUUGCUUCAUUUAUAAAAUUUAAAAGUAGUAGUGAAGUGUAACCAGAACCACUUGGGAGGUCAGAGGCUGGCCCCCUUUUGAUAGUGCUUGUUUUGCUAAAGGGUAUUUAGUUUACAUGUUGUUUGAUGGAGAUUAAAGAUCCUUUUUAUAUUUCAUAGCCUUAAAAACCCUUCAUCUACAAUCAAGUACUAAAGAUAAUAUCCUACUUUAGGGUUUAAUUAAGGAAAUAGUUUAUUUUUUACCUCAAGAAUAUGCGUAAUUUGAAAGAUAUUUAGUAUCUUAGCCUGGGUGACCUGAGCAGGUUCUGUAAGGGACUUCUUGUGAGUGGCCUGCUUUUGGCUGUAGCUGCUGCCUGUACAUUCAGUGGAGCUUGGUGAAGCUGGCUUGAAGAUACCUGUUGUUUUCUCUAUGGGGAGAGAUAGGAGAGCAGCGCUCCCUCCAGUGGUUGGCUGAGCCGUGGUGGUCCAUCCCUUGUGCCUCCAGGAGCUUUGAAGAGUGCCCCAUCUUGUCAGAUGUGUGGCAGCAGAGUCACCAGGCCAUUCUGAGUGCCCGUCCUGUCAGACAGAGAGGAUUGGUUUCCUUUUCCCUCUUUGGCCACUGGGUUUCCUCCUGCGGUCCACUCUGUACCGGUCAUUGCUCUGGAAGUAACACUUCUGUUACCGAGUUCCUACGCUGUGAAGUACGAGGAAGGGUUCUUCCUGAGCGCUGUACUUCCUUGAACUUACUCAAGUACCAAAAUGGCAGUUUUCACCUUGCUGUGCAAUAAUUAAUCUUUAGUUUCUCCAUCUCUUCUCCCCCUUGUUUUGUUUUUUUGUUUGUUUGUUUGUUUGUUUUCCCUUGCUUUUAGACUUGAUCCAGCUGAGCAGUGCAGUGUGGCCUUGCCCUGUCACCUUGCUGCCUUUGCCUCCUGAAUGCUGGGGUUACAGUCCCCCAAACCCAAGCCCAAACCCAGCUAGUGUCUAUCUUUCAAACUCAUGUAUGUCCUCAAAAAUAUUGUGGGUAUGCUUGUAAGCUUAUUUAUAUUUAUGCUAAAUAAUCUGUUGUACUGUGUUCGAGUGGGUGGUGCAAAAGGCGUUGCUGUCAGAAUCAUGUGCAUUGAAAAGUGUUGUAAAGGAAGUGCCUUUAAUAAAUCUCAUGAGCUUCAGAACUGCCUCCUAAUCCAGGACCUUUCUUAUUGAAUUAUUUUAAUUCACUUCACUAGUGAUUUAAAAAAUGUCACCGUGGCUCUGCCUGUCUACUACAUAUCAAUUAAAUAGAAAACACUAGAUUCAUGCUAGAAAUCAUUGUGGCCGCUGUGUCGCUUUUCUUGCUUGUUCCCUUUUAGAGGUGGGGACCGAAUCCAGGUGCUGUCACUAAGCUACCACAUAGCCCCUCCUUUCUCCCUCCUGAACAAUGUCCCACCCUCUGGGUUGGCUGAACAUGGAACAGCCUUAUUUCCCAGUUCUCUGCUUGGAAGCUGGGCAUGCGUUUUACGCACUGAACACUGUACUGCAGGCUGGCGAGUAACUACACCACCUUAAACGAGGCACUAGCUGCUUCCUUCCUGGUUCCUCAUCUGCAGAAGGAAAAGUCCCAUGAACUAUGUCCGUGGGCACUGGGUGACAGAGAGGAAGGAGGGUGCUUGCCCAGUAGCAGAUGAUAAGCCAAUGGUAGUCUCCCUUCUGUAACGAGCAGCAAAACCUUGUUACAUAAACAACAUGCCUUUAGUCCCAGCACUCAGGAGGCAGAGGCAGGCAGAUCUCUGAGCUCGAGGACAGCCUGGUCUACACAGAGAAACCCUGUCUCAAAUAAGAUCAAACAGAUGCCAAUGUAUGUGUAUUACAGCCCUUGAAGCAUGAUGUGUUUAAUAGUAUAUCUACCAACACUGGUUUCCACAGUAACUGAUAUAAGGAUGAGUGAAUUCCAGUGUUCACAGUCCAUUCACGUCUUUUGGUGUCUAUAUUACAGUUGUCCAAUCUGCUCAGCAAUGUACUGUGAUGGUUAGUUUUAAUCGUCGGGUUGGCACAUCUAGAGUCACCUGGGAAGAGAGUCUCACUGAGGGAUUGUCUGUGUCAGGCUGGCCUGUGGGCACCUCUGUGUGGUGUUGGCUUGACUCCAUUUGUCGAAGUGCUAUUGCCUGGGCAGAGGUCUCUGAAUUGUAUAGGAUGGAGAAAGUGAGUGGAGAACUACCAUGCUUGCAUUAAUUCAUUGUUCUCUGCUCUUGACUGGGAAUAAACAAAUAGCUGCUUCCAGGUCCUGCAGCCUUGUCUUAUCUGUGAUGAUGGACUGUACCCUUAGCCAAAUAAGUUGUCACCCUGAAGUCGCUUCUGUCCGGGUGUUUUAUCAUAAGAAUAAAAAACUAGGGACAUUAAAAUUUUUCCAAAAUGGCA
This is a messenger RNA of Mus caroli (Ryukyu mouse), 8305 nucleotides long. It is a transcript of the gene Kif14, whose product is annotated as kinesin family member 14. NCBI's taxonomy places the organism in Eukaryota, Metazoa, Chordata, Mammalia, Rodentia, Muridae. The record is from RefSeq and is a predicted model, not a curated record. Gene Ontology annotation, biological process: microtubule-based movement. Gene Ontology annotation, molecular function: microtubule binding; microtubule motor activity; ATP binding.